Molecule: messenger RNA, 6974 nt
Organism: Hyla sarda
Lineage: Eukaryota; Metazoa; Chordata; Amphibia; Anura; Hylidae
Exons: 14
Coding region: 304-6888 (2194 amino acids)
Biological process (GO): regulation of transcription by RNA polymerase II
Cellular component (GO): nucleus
Molecular function (GO): RNA polymerase II cis-regulatory region sequence-specific DNA binding; DNA-binding transcription activator activity, RNA polymerase II-specific
Source: RefSeq, a predicted model, not a curated record
GUUAACAGAGCCUUAUACCCUUACUAGCCUGGAUCCAGCCUGUAGCUCCGCCCCCUAAUGACGUCAUCACUAGGGGGGCCGAACUACACAGACCCGCGGGAACUGGAGGGAGAUGAGCCAAGAGCAGCAGCCCCUGAUCAUGUGACUCCUCCUCCUCCAUGUGACUGAUCACCUGACUAUGACAUCAUCGCAGGUCCUGUUAGUACACUUCCUGUACAGCUCUGAGGAAGGAGGUUUCUCCAAUCCAGGAUCCUCUGCUGAUAUCUUCUAUAUAAGAGAAUUCUCCUGGAUGACCCAUCAACCAUGGAGAGAGACAGGAACAAGAUGGCCGACAGGUUCAUAAACCUCACCCUACAGAUACUCUUCCGGCUUACUGGAGAGGAUUACACAGUAGUGAAGAAGUCCUCUAGUGGGCGCUGUUGGGCCCCUGUGUGUGAAGGACGGGGAAGAACCAUGAGCCCAAUCCCGGGGCCCCCACCUCACUCCCUGAUACGUGAGGGAAUGGAUGAACAGAACAUCCUAGAACUCAUCAACAAGAUGAUGGAGCUGCUGACUGGAGAGGUUCCUAUAAGGUGUCAGGACGUGGCGGUCUAUUUCUCCAUGGAGGAGUGGGAGUAUGUAGAAGGACACAAGGAUCAGUACAAGGAUCAGGUCAUGAUGGAGGAUCAGCAGCCCCUCCCAUCACCAGUCAGAUCCAGUAAGAGAACAGCACCAGAGAGGUGUCCCUGUCCUCUUGAUAAGCAGUAUAUGGAGGAUCUUCCUACAGGGAAAGAUCUGUUCUAUAUUAAAGAUGCAGACAUAAGGAAAAAAGAAGAGACAGAUGUGAGCGGUGAUGAGCAGUAUAAGGAGCACAUUCCAACAGGGAAAUAUCUGAUCAAUAUUAAUGCUCCAGACAUAAUAGUAAAAGCAGAAGAGACAGAUGUGAGCGGUGAUGAGCAGUAUAAGGAGGACAUUCCUACAGGUAACUGCCUAGAUGACUGUACCAGGAGAUCAGAGGAGAAUCUUAUAUCUUCAGAUUAUAAAGCAGAUGAUGAUAUCACACAAGAUACAUAUGAAGAACAUUCCAUUAUCCCAGAUACACCCUCAGCCCUUCACAGCCAAGAUCUCUCAUCUCAUCCUGUUAUACAAGUCCGACCUAAAGAUUCAUCUCAGUCUGUUAAACAAAAUAAGGAAAAGCGAUUUUCAUGUCCAGAAUGUGGGAAAUGUUUUAAUCGGAAAUCAAGUAUUGUUAAGCAUCAAAGAAUUCACACAGGAGAGAAGCCAUUUUCAUGCUCAGAAUGUGGGAAAUGUUUUAAUCGGAAAUCAAGUAUUGUUAAGCAUCAAAGAAUUCACACAGGAAAGAAGCCAUUUUCAUGUUCAGAAUGUGGAAAAUGUUUCUCCUAUAGAUCACAGCUUGUUUUACAUGAAAAAGAUCACACAGGAGACAAGCCAUUUUCAUGUUCAGAAUGUGGAAAAUAUUUUCCUUAUAGAUCAAUACUUAUCGCACAUCUAAGAACUCACACGGGAGAGAAGCCAUUUUCAUGUUCAGAAUGUGGAAAAUAUUUUUCUCAGAAAUCAACACUUAUUAGACAUCUAAUAAUUCACACGGGAGAGAAGCCAUUUUCAUGUUCGGAAUGUGAAAAAUGUUUUUCUUUGAAAUCACAUCUUAUCAGUCAUACAAGAAGUCACACAGGAGAGAAGCCAUUUUUAUGUCCAGAAUGUGGUAAAUAUUUUGCUCAGAAAUCAGAACUUAACAGACAUCAAAGAACUCACACAGGAGAGAAGACAAUUGAGGUAGAAGAUAUGAACAAUAUUAAUGUUCCAAAGACAGAUGUGAGCGAUGAUGAGCAGUAUGAGAAGAACAUUCCUACAGGGAAAGAUCUGAUCUAUAUGAAUGCUACAGACAUAAGAGAAGAAGAAGAUACAAAUGUGAGCAGUGAUGAGCAGUAUAUGGAGGACAUUCCUACAGGGAAAGAUCUGAUCUAUAAGAAUACUACAGACAUAAAAGAAGAAGAAAAGACAGAUGUGAGCGGUGAUGAGCAGUAUAAGGAGGACAUUCCUACAGAAAAAGUUCUGAUCUAUAUUAAUGCUACAGACAUAAAGGAAGAAGAAGAGACAGGUGUGAACAGUGAUGAGCAGUAUAAGGAGGACAUUCCUACAGGGAAAGAUCUGAACUAUAUUAAUGCAUCCGACAUGAGGAAAGAAGAAGAGGAGACAGAUGUGAGCAGUGAUGAGCAGGAUACGGAGAACAUUCCCACAGGGAAAGAUACAAUCUAUAUUAAUUCUGCAGACAUAAAGGAAGAAGAAGAGGCGACAGAUGUGAGCGGUGAUAAGCAGUAUAAGGAGGACAUUUCUACAGGGAAAGAUCAGAUGUAUAUUGAUGCUAAAGACAAAAAGGAAGAAGAAGAAGAGGAGACAGAUGUGAUCGGUGAUGAGCAGUAUAAGGAGAACAUUCCUUUAGGAAAAGAUCUGAUCUAUAUUAAUGCUACAGAAAUAAAAGAAGUAGAGACAGAUGUGAGCGAUGAUGAGCAGUAUAAGGAGAACAUCCCUACAGGGGAAAAUCUGAUCUAUAUGAAUGCUACAGACAUAAAAGAAGAAGAGACAAAUGUCAGGGGUGAUAAGAAGUAUAUGGAGGACAUUCAUACAGGUAAAGAUUUGAUCUAUAUUAAUGCUACAGAUAUAAAGGAAGAAGAAAAUACAGAUGUGAGCGGUGAUGAGCAGUAUAAGGAGGACAUUGCUACAAGGAAAGAUCUGAACUAUAUUAAUGCUACAGACAUAAAAGAAGAAAAGACAGAUGUGAGCAAGGAUGAACAGUAUCAGGAGGCCAUUCCUACAAGGAAAGAUUUGAACUAUAUUAAUGCUUCAGACAUAAAGGAAGAAGAAGAAGAGACAGAUGUGAGCGGUGAUGAGCAGUAUAAGGAGGACAUUCCUACAGAUAACCGUCCAGAUGACUGUACCAGGAGAUCAGAGGAGAAUCUUAUAUCUUCAGAUUAUAAAGCAGAUGAUGAUAUCACACAAGAUACAUAUGAAGAACAUUCCAUUAUCCCAGAUACACCCUCAGCCCUUCACAGCCAAGAUCUCUCAUCUCAUCCUGUUAUACAAGUCCAACCUAAAGAUUCAUCUCAGUCUGUUAAACUAAAUAAGGAAAAGCGAUUUUCAUGUCCAGAAUGUGGGAAAUGUUUUCCUUAUAAAUCAUAUCUUGUUAGACAUCAAUUUACACACACAGGGGAGAAGCCAUUUUCAUGUUCAGAAUGUGGAAAAUGUUUUCCUUACACAUCAAAACUUGUUAGACAUCAAAUUACACACACAGGGGAGAAGCCAUUGUCAUGUUCUGAAUGUGGGAAAUGUUUUACUUGGAAAUGCUCUUUUGUUAAACAUCAGAAAACUCACACAGGAGAAAAGUUAUUUUCAUGUUCUGAAUGUGAGAAAUGUUUUACUGAUAAAUCAUCUCUUGUUUAUCAUCAAAGAACUCACACAGGAGAGAAGCCAUUUUCAUGUGCAGAAUGUGGAAAAUGUUUUACUCAGAAAUCAUAUCUUGUUCGACAUCAAAGCAUUCACAGAAGAGAGAAGCCAUUUACAUGUUCAGAAUGUGGGAAAUGUUUUACUCAGAAAUCAUAUCUUGUUCGACAUCAAAGCAUUCACAGAGGAGAGAAGCCAUUCUCAUGUUCAGAAUGUGGGAAAUGUUUUAGUCAGAAUUCAGUUCUUGUUGAACAUCAAAGAAUUCACACAGGUGAGAAGCCAUUUUCAUGUUCAGAAUGUGGGAAAUGUUUUUCCCAUAGAUCACAGCUUGUUUUACAUGGAAAACGUCACAUGGGAGAGAAGCCAUUUUCAUGUUCAGAAUGUGGGAAAUAUUUUACUCGGAAACCAGAUCUUGUUAUACAUCAAAUAACUCACACAGGAAAGAAGCCUUUUUCAUGUUCAGAAUGUGGGAAAUGUUUUACUCAGAAAUCACAACUCAUUACACAUCAAAGAAUUCACACAGGAGAGAAGCAAUUUUUAUGUUCAGAAUGUGGGAAAUUUUUUACUCAGAAAUCCCAUCUUAUUAAGCAUCAAAGAAUUCACAUAGGAGAGAAGCCAUUUUUAUGUUCAGUAUGUGGAAAAUGUUUUACUUUAAAUUCAUUUCUUGUUGAACAUCUAAGAACUCAUACAGAUGAGAAGCCAUUUUCAUGUUCAGAAUGUGGAAAAUGUUUUUCCCUUAGAUCACAGCUUGUUUUACAUGAAAAAGGUCACACGGGAGAGAAACCAUUUUCAUGUUCAGAAUGUGGAAAAUAUUUUACUUAUAGAUCAAUACUAAUCACACAUCUAAGAACUCAUACGGGAGAGAAGCCAUUUUCAUGUUCAGAAUGUGGAAAAUAUUUUUCUCAGAAAUCAAUACUUAUUAGACAUCUAAGAAUUCACACAGGAGAGAAGCCAUUUUCAUGUGCAGAAUGUGGGAAAUGUUUUUCUGUGAAAUCACAUCUUAUCGAACAUUCAAGAAUUCACACAAGAGAGAAGCCAAUUAAGAGCAAUAAAUGGGUGGACGACCUGGAAGGGGCCCAUGACUUUACUAUAUCCUACAUUGCUGACCUGCACGCUACCAUCGCUGCUCAGUCUGAAUUCUUGGGGGACCUGCACUCUCAUGUUGAGGACUUGGACAAUAGGGGCAGGAGUAACAAUAUUAGAAUCCGUGGGCUUCCCGAGGCUACUAGGGACAAAGAUCUACACGCUACUUACCCUCUGACCCAGGUGAGCUCUCAGCAGCUCUCACCUCCUUUACUCUCUCAGUGUAGCUUCCCUACUCUUUCGGUGGCUGAGAGACUCUUUGAAUGCUCCAAUCACCUUGGAGGAGCUUUCAGAGGUCCUAAAGUCUCUUCCUCACAUGACGGUGACAUCACCGCAGGUCCUGUAAGGACACGGCUCAUCUCCUGCUACAGGGAGAAGAUGAACAAUAAUAAUGUUCCAAAGACAGAUGUGAGCGAUAAUGAGCAGUAUGCGAAGAACAUUCCUACAGGGAAAGAUCUGAUUUAUAUGAAUGCUACAGACAUAAAAGAAGAAGAAGAGACAGAUGUGAGUGGUGAUGAGCAGUAUAAGGAGAACAUUCCUACAGAGAAAGAUCUGAACUAUAUUAAUACUUCCGACAUGAGGGAAAAAGAAGAGGAGACAGAUGUGAGCAGUGAUGAGCAGGAUACGGAGGACAUCCGUACAGGGAAAGAUACAAUCUACAUUAAUUCUGCAGACAUAAAGGAAGAAGAAGAGGCGACAGAUGUGAGCAGUGAUGAGCAGUAUAAGGAGGACAUUUCUACAGGGAAAGAUCUGAUGUAUAUUAAUGCUGCAGACAUAAAGGAAGAAGAAGAGGAAACAGAUGUGAGCGGUAAUGAGCAGUAUAAGGAGAGCAUUCCUUUAGGAAAAGAUCUGAUCUAUAUGAAUGCUACAGACAUAAAAGAAGAAGAGACAGAUGUGAGCAAAGAUGAGCAGUAUAAGGAGAACAUUCAUACAGGGAAAGAUCUGAUCUAUAGUUAUGCUACAGACAUAAAAGAAGAGACAAAUGUGAGGGGUGAUGAGCAGGAUAUGGAGGACAUUCCUACAGGGAAAGAUCUGAUCUAUAUUAAUGCUACAGAUAUAAAGGAAGAGGAAGAAGAGACAGAUGUGAGCGGUGAUGAGCAGUAUAAGGAGGACAUUCCUACAGGUAACCGUCCAGAUGACUGUACCAGGAGUUCAGAGGAGAAUCUUAUAUCUUCAGAUUAUAAAGCAGAUGAUGAUAUCACACAAGAUACAUAUGAAGAACAUUCCAUUAUCCCAGAUACACCCUCAGCCCUUCACAGCCAAGAUCUCUCAUCUCAUCCUGUUAUACAAGUCCGACCUAAAGAUUCAUCUCAGUCUGUUAUACAAAAUAAGGAAAAGCGAUUUUCAUGUCCAGAAUGUGGGAAAUGUUUUCCUUUUAAAUCAUAUCUUGUUAGACAUCAAAUUACACACACAGGGGAGAAGCCAUUGUCAUGUUCUGAAUGCGGGAAAUGUUUUACUUGGAAAUGCUCUUUUGUUAAACAUCAGAAAACUCACACAGGAGAUAAGUUAAUUUCAUGUUCAGAAUGUGGGAAAUGUUUUACUGAUAAAUCAUCUCUUGUUCAUCAUCAAAGAACUCACACAGGAGAGAAGCCAUUUUCAUGUGCAGAAUGUGGAAAAUGUUUUACUCAGAAAUCAUAUCUUGUUCGACAUCAAAGCAUUCAUAGAGGAGAGAAGCCAUUUUCAUGUUCAGAAUGUGGGAAAUGUUUUACUGAUAAAUCAUCUCUUGUUUAUCAUCAAAGAACUCACACAGGAGAGAAGCCAUUUUCAUGUUCAGAAUGUGGGAAAUGUUUUACUCAGAAAUCAUAUCUUGUUCGACAUCAAAGCAUUCAUAGAGGAGAGAAGCCAUUUUCAUGUUCAGAAUGUGGGAAAUGUUUUACUCAGAAAUCAUAUCUUGUUCGACAUCAAAGCAUUCACAGAGGAGAGAAGCCAUUCUCAUGUUCAGAAUGUGGGAAAUGUUUUAGUCAGAAUUCAGUUCUUGUUGAACAUCAAAGAAUUCACACAGGUGAGAAGCCAUUUUCAUGUUCAGAAUGUGGAAAAUGUUUUUCCCAUAGAUCACUGCUUGUUUUACAUAAAAAACGUCACAUGGCAGACAAGCCGUUUUCAUGUUCAGAAUGUGGGAAAUAUUUUACUCGGAAACAAGAUCUUGUUAUACAUCAAUUAACUCACACAGGAGAGAAGCCUUUUUCAUGUUCAGAAUGUGGCAAAUGUUUUACUCAGAAAUCAAUACUAAUCCUACAUCAAAGAAUUCACACAGGAGAGAAGCCAUUUUUCUGUUCUGAAUGUGGGAAAGGUUUCGCUCAGAAAUCAAAUCUUAUCAGACAUCUAAGAAUUCACACAGGAGAGAGAACAAUUCAGAGCAAUAAAUGAUGCAGAUAACACAUCUAUAUAUUAACCAUGUACAUAGGAUAUCUGACAUUUAUACAUAUAUCAUAUACUGCAUCUCCAAACUUGUU